AAAAUGCCUCGUCCUUCGCGCGAUUCUUACGGCGAUCAGAAGCCACCGUACUCGUACAUUUCGCUCACGGCGAUGGCGAUCUGGUCCUCGCCCGAGAAAAUGCUUUCGUUAAACGACAUCUACAAGUUCAUCACCGAUCGGUUCCCGUACUAUCGUACCAACACGCAGCGCUGGCAGAACUCGUUACGGCACAACCUUAGCUUCAACGAUUGCUUCAUCAAGGUCCCUCGCCGACCGGACCGACCCGGCAAGGGUGCGUACUGGACGCUCCACCCGAAGGCAUUCGACAUGUUCCAGAAUGGCAGCCUGCUCCGGCGCCGGAAGCGCUUCAAGCUGCACCAAACCGAUAAGGACUGGCUGAACGAGGAGUUUGUGGCGCUCGCCAACAUGAAUCGCUUCUUCCUGGCACAAACCGGGGCCCCGACGUACCACGACUCACCGGGUUACUAUCCGCCGCUGACGGAACCGCUCGGUGGCAGCACUACCACCACCACCAGUCUGUCGCCCCCGAACGUGCUGUAUGCGCCGAUAUCCCCGCCACUCUCGCCACCGGAAGAUCUGGCGGUCGGCCAACACCAGCCAUCAGUAUGCUCCGCUCCCCUGCGCUCCGAGUCGCCCGCCAUCGUCAGUAAGGUCGUACCGGUUCCGGCCACUCCGGUCAGCACGCCAAACCCACCCAAACCAAAGCGAUCGUUCACGAUCGAAAGUCUGAUCGAGCCAGACAGCUGUUCCGAUUCCGAGGAGAGCGAGCGUAUCCUGCCACAGCAUCAUCUCCAGCACCAUCAGCACCAGCAGCAGCAGCAGCAGCAGCAGAUUAACCAACUGCGCCAUCUAAGCCAGCAGCAGUUUAUGAGCAACAUUUCCGCGUUCAACGAGUACGCCGUGGUCAUGCAGCAUCACCACCAGCAGCAGGUGGCCGCCGCUGCCGCAGCACUCGGCCAGGCUCCUUACGGGUCGGGAGUCCCGGUGCAUCCGCUGCUCCUGCCACUGGGCAAGUUACCGUCGUCGGCCUACUUCCUACAAUCGGCCGGGGCAGCCGCCUUUCAUCACCAUCCUCACCACGUGCACCAUCACGGGACGCAUCAUCCGCCGCCAUCCGCGUUGUCCCCGGUGCGCCCGGUACAUCAUCUGCAUCCGCACGAGCUGGCGCAUCAGGCGUUACGACCCGAGCCGCAGUCCCUAGCAAUCGCUUGAAGCCGCAGAAUCAUCUGAGCUCGGGCCCCAAUUGCAAUUGCCAAUCCGAUCUCGUUACACGGUACUUGUGUUCCUCGCGCAAGGUCCUGCGACGGCCAAAUCCUGGCAGGACUGCGAUACUUGGCG
This is a messenger RNA of Anopheles bellator, 1320 nucleotides long. Its product is annotated as fork head domain-containing protein FD4-like. The transcript has a single exon. Gene Ontology annotation, biological process: regulation of transcription by RNA polymerase II; cell differentiation; anatomical structure morphogenesis. Gene Ontology annotation, molecular function: DNA-binding transcription factor activity, RNA polymerase II-specific; RNA polymerase II cis-regulatory region sequence-specific DNA binding. The record is from RefSeq and is a predicted model, not a curated record. The coding region runs from base 4 to 1194 and encodes 396 amino acids. Lineage: Eukaryota; Metazoa; Arthropoda; Insecta; Diptera; Culicidae.